Messenger RNA from Anastrepha ludens (Mexican fruit fly), 735 nucleotides. RefSeq lists its product as uncharacterized. Lineage: Eukaryota; Metazoa; Arthropoda; Insecta; Diptera; Tephritidae. The record is from RefSeq and is a predicted model, not a curated record. Bases 13 to 735 code for a protein of 240 amino acids. The transcript has 3 exons.
UUGUUUAGAAUAAUGAGUAAAUUAGAAGAGUUACUAGCAAAGAAAAAAGCAAUUGUUCCGGUUCUGGAUCUUAGUAAGAACAUUGUACAGACCAAGGAAGAGUUUAAGCGACUAAUGGAAAAAGUGCCCGAUUACAAAAUGCGUCCAAUUAAAGUACGAACAGAUGAAAUAAAGAUUAAGGAAAAAGAUUUCUCAUUUAAAAUACCAAAGAAAGAGUUCAGAAAAUUAUUGAAGCAUAAUGGCGAGCGUGAGCCAAUUCAUGCUUACGCAGAUCCAGUUCCGUCUGAGAUGAAGGAUGUUCCUAUAAUGGACCUUUGCGUUGUUCCCAUUGAUUGGAAAAUGCUUACUACACUGCGACCGAAAUCGAAACAAGAAGAAGAGUACUUUAGUCGAAUGACAGAAAUGGCAAAGAUGCAGUUAAAAACGGAAAUGCGUGAUCGAAGGGAAUUUAUGCUUAACAAUUGCGUUAAAAAAACCAAAAACAAAUCAGGAAUUGUGGAAACUAAAUUAGCUGUGUGUGCAGAGUGUGGACAGGAAAUGUGUUGUGGAAAAGCCUGCACCGAUUUUAAUUAUGAUUUAUUUCAACGCGUGGAACCGAAAGUUUCGAAGCCCAAACCACCAAUAAAUAUUUUAAACAAGGGAAAGUUAACUGUACGGAAGUCCUUUAUUAGAGAUGGAGCAAAAAGUAAAGCAAAGAAAUCUACUGGCAAAGCGACUUCGAAUAAGGUGUUGUGA